Panicum virgatum (switchgrass) is the source of this 2925-nucleotide messenger RNA. RefSeq lists its product as uncharacterized. Gene Ontology annotation, biological process: proteolysis. Lineage: Eukaryota; Viridiplantae; Streptophyta; Magnoliopsida; Poales; Poaceae. Gene Ontology annotation, molecular function: cysteine-type peptidase activity. The record is from RefSeq and is a predicted model, not a curated record. The coding region runs from base 117 to 2474 and encodes 785 amino acids. The transcript is spliced from 14 exons.
UUUUUUCACCCGGCUCCGGUUUCCCUCGCACAAACCCCCAAAAUCCAAACUCCCCAAUUCCAUCGCCCCCCCAUCUCUCCCCUCCCCCGAUCGCAGGCCGAUCGGCGGCGGCGGCGAUGGCGCCCGUGCGCAAACGGAUCGAGAUCGACUGGCAGGAGGUUUUCACCUCCCCCGACCGCGACGCCAGCGUCUGCUUCGAGUCCCCCUCCUCGGCGCCGCAAAACUCCCGGGCCGCGGCGGCGGCGAGGGGGCCCCUGGCUGGGGGCGCCGCGAGGGCGUCGUCGGACGACGAGAAGCGGCGCGGGACCCCCUACCCCACCCGGAGGCUUGGGAGCCUGCGCGGCGGCCUCGAGCAGCGGCGCGGCCCCGGCGCGGUCGCGGACGACGGGGCGGCGCCCCGCCGGGUGACGCGCGCGGCCGCGCAGGCUGCUGCUCGGGGAACGGCUGCUCGUUCCGAUGCUACCGACGUGUAUAGCUUCACUCAGGAGGAUGAGGCGGGGGAAGAUGCGGGCCGGAAAUACUCUCCCAAUUCUAUUGGAAAAAAGAAUUAUGGCGUGCUACCUAUUGUUAAACGCAAAAGCCAAGGGCAUGUUGGACCGAGGACUAUACCAGUGGUUAAGAUGUACUCAAGCCAACCAUUUCCAAAAUCUGGGAACCAGCGGAGGGCUCAUUCCAUUGAUCCAGAGGUUUCCGAUCGUGGAAAAUGUCAGCAGAGUGAAAGUUUCAGUUUCAGUAGAUUUUCCAAGAGGAGGAAGGAACAGCUUCAGGAAUCAUCCUCCGUUUAUUCUCGAAAGGUUCAAGAUGUGGUUCUAUUGGAUGAUGAAGAUAUGCAAACUGAGGGAGAAGUAAACUAUGAGAUUUCUGGCAUACGGAAUGAACCAAAGAUAUACUACCCAUCAAGAGAUGAUCCAGAAGCUGUGGAGCUCACCAGCUCAGAUAUUAAAUGUCUUGACCCUGGAGCAUUUUUGUCAUCACCGGUGAUAAACUACUACAUCCAGAACAUCAAAAGGACCAGAUUGCACCAUGAAGAUUGCAGAGACAAAUUCUACAUAUUUAACACAUAUUUUUAUGGAAAGCUUGAAGAAGCAUUGUGUCCGCUGGGUGACUUCUCAAAGUUGAGAAGAUGGUGGAAAGGUGUCAAUAUAUUUCAUAGAGCAUACGUCAUCUUGCCAAUCCAUGGGGCGGCACACUGGAGCUUGGUAAUCAUUUGCAUGCCUGCGAAAGAGAGUGUUUCAGGACCAAUCAUACUUCAUCUGGACUCCCUUGGGAUGCAUCGCAGUACUAAGAUCUUGAACACAGUUGGGAGAUACCUUGAAGAAGAAUGGCGGCACUUAAAGAAGAAUCCUUGUCCUGACACAUCAGUUUCGGAGAUAAUAUGGGAGGAUCUUCCAAAUAAUAUACGUAAGGAAAAAGUUCAGGUCCCACAACAGAAUAAUGCGUAUGACUGUGGCAUCUUCAUGCUUUAUUACAUCGAACAGUUUAUAAUAGAGGCACCAGAAAGGUUCACGAUAGAUAACCUUGACAUGUUUAAUUGCAGUUGGUUCAAACCUGAAGAUGCUUCUGGGCUAAGGCUGAGAAUAAGAGAGCUACUGCAGGAAGCAUUUGAAAGUGCCAGGCUGGAUGAUGCUAUGUCAGAAGCAGCCGCAUCUGAUGGCUCUUAUAUUGGAGACAGCAUAAAGGGUGGAGAAUUGGAAGCAGAUGCACCUUCUGACAGUUCAGAAAUGGUCUUAGAGUUCGGAAACACUGGCAAGAGCAAUGAUGGCAUCAAGGUUGCAGCCUCAGGAGAGUCAGGCAACUCUGGUAAGUGUGAUGAAGGCAUCAAGGUAGCUGAAUCAGAAGAAGCAAGUGCAGAGUCUGGAGAUGCUGGGAGAAGUAUUGAAGGAUAUGUUGCAGAUUCAGAGGAAGAAAGUGGGGAGUCUGGAGAGGCUGGUAAGAGUGUUGAAGGCAUCAAUGUUGCAGAACCAGAAGAAGCAAGUGGAGAAUCUGGAGAUGCUGGUAAGAGUAUUGAAGUUAUCGAUGUUGCAGAAUCAGAUAAUGCAAGCGAGGAGUUUGGAUAUGCAGGUGAGACUAAGAAAGGCAUCAAGGUUGCAGCAUCUGAAGGAGCAAGUGUGGAGUGUGUAUCCACUGAUAAGAGUAUGGUGUCUGUAUUAGACAAAGCACCGGCUAGCAACAGCAAAUGUGUUGAAAACACUGCAGGCUGCGCUCUAUCAGAAACAGCUUCAUUUUCUGAUAGCAUGAAAGACGAAGAAGGUACCAUGAAAGCAGACUCGGGCAGCUCAAAAACUGAGAAAGAAGGAUUGAUUGCAAUUCUAUCGCCAAAAAGGCCGAGGAACGAGGGGGCCAUUCCUAGGACACCCAUUCCAAAUGUAGUUUGUGACAGCUGCGACAGCGACAACCAAACCACGGUGAAGAUUGUAAGAGUUUACAGAAAAAGUCCCCAAAAAGUUUCCGCCCUAUUAACUUGGGAUUGCUGACCUGAGGGGCCAAGCACGGUACUUCUGUUGCUUUCCCAGGAAGGUGGGAAACAAUGCCAGAUGUCAGCAACGCUACUUUGAGGUGGCUGGUAGUACCAUAUGCCUCGAUGGCCAGAUGUUACCCGUUGCUGUGUGCCCACCCGAUAUCCAAGAAGUAAACCGAAGACUUAGCAUGCAGUGUGCGGGUCAGACACAUGACCAUCUCAUUUUUUUUUGCUCUCGGGUCCUUGCUCCUGGUAGCAGCUUUUGUGUAGGAAGUAGGAACGCCAUGGGCAUGGGCGCGAGACAUGUAAAGUGUACAGGGUUAAAGUAGUUAACCAUAGAGAGAGAGAGAGAGAGAGUAUCCAGGAUGGAAAUUGUGGGUGUUACACCUUCGGACACCAGCAAGUGGUGCAUACAUUCCGUUCUGAGAUAAUCUAUUGAAAAUUGAAAUUGUAGCAUGGUUCAGCCA